Messenger RNA from Pipistrellus nathusii (Nathusius's pipistrelle), 867 nucleotides. The record is from the annotation of a GenBank genome assembly. NCBI's taxonomy places the organism in Eukaryota, Metazoa, Chordata, Mammalia, Chiroptera, Vespertilionidae.
AUGGAAGUGAUGGAAGGACCCCUCAACCUGGCUCAUCAACAGAGCAGACGAGCAGAUCGUUUAUUAGCUGCGGGGAAAUACGAGGAGGCUAUUUCUUGUCACAAAAAGGCUACAGCAUAUCUUUCUGAAGCCAUGAAGCUAACACAAUCUGAACAGGCUCAUUUAUCACUGGAACUGCAAAGGGAUAGCCACAUGAAACAGCUCCUCCUCAUUCAGGAGAGGUGGAAGCGGGCGAAGCGGGAGGAGAGGUUGAAAGCACAGCAGAGCACAGACAAGGAUGCCGCUGCCCAUCUUCAGGCAUCGCACAAGCCCUCUGCUGAGGAGGCAGAAGGCCACAGCCUCCUCUUCUCUCAGAACUACAGCCCUUCCACGGAGAAACACCUGCCUGAAAUUCAGAGGGUCUUUGACAGGGAUCCAGACACACUGCUAUUUUUACUUCAGCAAAAGAGUGAGCCAACAGAACCAUGCAUUGGAAGCAAAGCCCCGAAAGAUGAUAAAACCAUUAUAGAAGAGCAGGCAACCAAAAUUGCAGAUUUGAAGAGGCAUGUGGAAUUCCUUAUGGCUGAGAAUGAGAAAUUAAGGAAAGAAAACAAACAACUCAAGGCUGAAAAGGCCAGACUUCUAAAAGGCCCAGUAGAAAAGGAGCUGGAUGUAGAUGCUGAUUUUGUAGAAAAGUCAGAGUUAUGGAGCUUGCCGCCACAGUCAGAAACUGCUACAGCCUCUUCAACCUGGCAGAAAUUUUCAGCAAGUACUGGGAAAGCCAAGGAUAUUCCAAUACCCAAUCUUCCUCCCUUGGAUUUUCCUUCUCCAGAACUGCCCCUUAUGGAACUCUCUGAGGAUAUUCUGAAAGGACUUAUGAAUAAUUAA